This is a messenger RNA of Pyricularia pennisetigena, 1473 nucleotides long. RefSeq lists its product as uncharacterized. Gene Ontology annotation, molecular function: acyltransferase activity, transferring groups other than amino-acyl groups. The record is from RefSeq and is a predicted model, not a curated record. The transcript has a single exon. Bases 1 to 1473 code for a protein of 490 amino acids. NCBI's taxonomy places the organism in Eukaryota, Fungi, Ascomycota, Sordariomycetes, Magnaporthales, Pyriculariaceae. Gene Ontology annotation, cellular component: membrane. Gene Ontology annotation, biological process: polysaccharide biosynthetic process.
AUGGCUCGCUUCGACAACCAAGCCAUCCGCAUUGCCGGUCGCGUCUUCCACGCCCUCCUACCUUCAUUCAUCGCCGAUCUCGUUUAUCCCGACCACAAGCCUACCUAUAGGCUUCACCCGACUUCUUACCUCGAUGGCCUUCGCGGCAUUGCGUCCUUUAUCGUCUUUUUUUGUCACUAUACGGAAGAGAACCACAAAUACAUGAUACCGUCAUACGGUCUUAACCCAAAGGGCCAGGUUAGCUCAUGGCUGCAGCUCCCAUUCUUGCGCAUUGUGUUCUCAGGCCGACCGAUGGUCCACAUCUUCUUCGUUAUAUCGGGCUUCGUGCUGUCGCACAAGCCCCUGAAACUGUUGCAUGCGAAAAACUUGGAAAAGAGCGCGGGCGCGGUGGCAAGCUCGGCUUUCAGACGACCCUUCAGGCUGUACGGGCCAUGCAUCGUUUCGACUUUCAUCAUCGCCAUCUUGAUACAGAUGGGCUACAUAUACAAGCCGGUGGAGACAUUUGGUGAGCAGCUCUGGAACUGGAAGGACGCCGUGUUCCACAGCAUAACAUGGCCGUGGGCUUGGGACUUAGAUCUGAGGCCCGGAUAUGACGUGCAUCUGUGGACUAUCCCCAUCGAAAUGGCUCAUUCGAUGUUGCUUUUCUUGGUCCUCAUCACUCUCUCCAUGGUACGGCUGAGACUACGACAGUUUAUCAAUUUUGCUUUGAUGAUAUACUGCUUGUGCUGCGGCAAGUGGGCUGGCUUCGAAUUCCUCGGCGGCAUGUUCUUGGCCGAGAUCCGGUUGCUUCAGGCUUCAGGUGACGGCGAGUGGUGGGUCGAACUCCAGAAGCGGCACAGGAUCCUCUCCAUUCUGCGUUCGGUGUUUUGGAGUGGCGUCAUAAUGGUCUUUGUCUUCAUCGGAGGCUGGCCCAAUUUCGACGCAGACAAGACGCCAGGCAUCAGGUAUCUGAACGCCCACACCCCAUACCCUUUUGCUACCAUGGACCCUCUCGCGCCGCAGAAAUACUGGUUUGCCCUUUCUGCCAUCUUUGCCGUGUACGCGUGCGGAGAGCUGGCGUGGAUUCGGCGGUUUCUGGACAGUUCCCUGGGCCAGUACUGCGGCCGGCUUAGUUAUGCCAUCUACAUUGUUCACGGACCCGUCUUGGAGAUGUUUCAAAAAAUGACGAUGGGACAGCCCUUCACACCGCAGAAGGGAAACCCGGGCGAGAAGGAGUUCGUACCCGCCAAGCUGGGCAAGGGCAUCAAGGGCAUGAUCGGGGUUGAGGGGCCCACGCAGCGCUUCGCGUGCUGGGCAGCUGGGCUACUGAUAUUGUUCCCCAUUGUUGUCUGGUUCUCUGACAUAUUCUGGCGGCUCGUAGAUGCCCCGAUGGUCGAAUUAGCGCGCAAAGUUGAGAAGUUGUGUGUAGAUGAGGAGAUUGAGCCAAACAAGAGGAGAGAACACGAACAGAGGUAUCAAAUGGUGGGGGUAUAG